Meriones unguiculatus (Mongolian gerbil) is the source of this 3867-nucleotide messenger RNA. RefSeq names its product potassium voltage-gated channel modifier subfamily G member 2 (gene Kcng2). Gene Ontology annotation, cellular component: voltage-gated potassium channel complex; membrane. NCBI's taxonomy places the organism in Eukaryota, Metazoa, Chordata, Mammalia, Rodentia, Muridae. Gene Ontology annotation, molecular function: protein binding; voltage-gated potassium channel activity. The transcript is spliced from 4 exons. Gene Ontology annotation, biological process: protein homooligomerization; potassium ion transmembrane transport. Bases 144 to 1601 code for a protein of 485 amino acids. The record is from RefSeq and is a predicted model, not a curated record.
CACGGGGCGGUGCCGGACUGUGCGCCGCGGGCUCUGGGGACGCCGCGCUCCGCCCCGAGGAGCCACGGCCAGGCACGCGGAGCAAGCCGCCCGGAGCCCCGGCAGGAGGCCCCGUCUCCUGAUCGCGGCCGGCAUAUGGGGCCAUGGCCCGGCUCCCGGGGCACCCGGAGGCCCCCGGCCCGGAACCUGGAAGCGCAGGUCGAGGAGGCCGAGGAGGCCGAGGCGGUCGAGGGGCCCGGGCUCGGCACGUCAUCAUCAACGUCGGGGGCUGCAGGGUGCGGCUGGCCUGGGCCGCGCUGGCCCGCUGUCCCCUGGCGCGCCUCGAGCGCCUGCGAGCCUGCCGCGGCCACGACGAGCUGCUGCGCGUGUGCGACGACUACGACGUGAGCCGUGACGAGUUCUUCUUCGACCGCAGCCCGUGCGCUUUCCGCGCCAUCGUGGCGCUGCUGCGCGCCGGCAAGCUGAGGCUGCUGCGCGGCCCGUGCGCCCUGGCCUUCCGCGACGAGCUGGCCUACUGGGGCAUCGACGAGGCGCGGCUGGAGCGCUGCUGCCUGCGCCGCCUGCGCCGCCGCGAGGAGGAGGCCGCCGAGGCGUGCGCGGGGCCGCCGGGCCGCGGGCCGCAGGGGAGCCCGGCGCGAGCCCGAGGCACCGGGCGGCUGGAGCGAGGCCGACGGCGCCUGCGCGAUGUGGUGGAGAACCCGCACUCCGGCCUGGCGGGCAAGCUCUUCGCCUACGUCUCCGUGGCCUUCGUGGCCGUCACGGCCGUCGGUCUGUGCCUGAGCACAAUGCCUGACAUACGCGCAGAGGAGGAACGGGGCGAGUGCUCCACAAAGUGCCGCAACCUGUUCGUGCUGGAGACGGUGUGCGUGGCCUGGUUCUCCUUCGAGUUCCUGCUGCGCUCCCUGCAAGCCGAAAGCAAGUGCGCCUUCCUGCGGACGCCGCUUGCCAUCAUCGACAUCCUGGCCAUCCUGCCCUUCUACGUGUCGCUGCUCGCGGGCCUGGCGGCAGGGCCCAUGGGCAGCAAGAUGCUGGAGCGCGCCGGGCUGGUGCUGCGGCUGCUGAGGGCGCUGCGCGUGCUCUACGUGAUGCGUCUGGCGCGCCACUCGCUGGGGCUGCGCUCGCUGGGCCUCACCGUGCGCCGCUGCGCGCGCGAGUUCGGACUGCUGCUGCUCUUCCUCUGCGUGGCCAUGGCGCUCUUCGCGCCGCUCGUGCACCUGGCUGAGCGCGAGCUGGGCGCUCGCCGCGACUUCUCCAGCGUCCCCGCCAGCUACUGGUGGGCGGUCAUCUCCAUGACCACCGUGGGCUACGGAGACAUGGUGCCGCGCAGCCUUCCGGGCCAGGUGGUGGCGCUGAGCAGCAUCCUCAGCGGCAUCCUGCUCAUGGCCUUCCCUGUCACUUCCAUCUUCCACACCUUCUCGCGCUCCUACUCGGAGCUCAAGGAGCAGCAACAGCGCUCGGCCAGCCCUGAGCCGGCCCUACCCGAGGACAGCACUCGCGACGACAGCACGCGUUCAGCCAGCGCCACCGAAGACAGCUCGCAGGACCCCGAGAGCAAAGGCGCGGCAGGGAGCUCGCCAGGCCGGCAAACCCACGGUUGCUAGCACAUGCCUGUAACUGCAGCACUUGGGAAGUGGAGAGAGGAAGAUCAGAAGUUCGGUGAGCUCCACAGUACACCUGAAAUAGUCCUCGUCCUCCUCAUCAGAAGGGAAGGUCCUCUAUCUUCAGGCCACCAUCUUGCCUACUACUUAGAGGCUCUCAGCAAGGCCCCUCUGUGAGCUACCCUGGGGCCCUUGUGCCACAGGCUUUGCAAGAAUCCACUGCAACCAAAUAAACCUCCCAGGCCCUCCUCACGGCAGCAGGCUGAGUUCCUCUCACUUGGCUAUCAAUUAUGUGUCCUGGGGUCAGUGCUGAGCCUAGGGCUAGAAAGAGGGUUUCCUGUGAUUUGGCUGGGGUUGGGGGUAGGGGGGAAUGGCAAACGCACAGGACAGAGCACCUCAACCUCUGGCUUUGUGAGAAUCCUUGCUGCUUCUACAAAUUGCCCUUACAGUGCAGUAAGCCCAGCCUCACAUGGUCCUCAUUCCCAGGGCAGAUGGAUGAUUUCAGGGUGUCAGGUGGAAAACUGAAUCCAGGACUUGGAGCUUGGAUAUCCAUGGCAUGUCCCUGGGGUUAGGGGUGGCAUGGAGUAGCUAAGAUGCAUGCAGACAGCUUCAUCUGUCAAGACACAGGGUAUGAGAGUUAAGGGUCCUGGGAAGAAAAACAGGUAACCUGAUCUUGCCAGCAGCAAGACCAAGCAAGGGACGGAGGCCAGUGAACUACACAAGAGAAUCUUGUCCCACUUCUCUUCAGAACAUCCCCUUCUCUGGGAUCUUUGCACAUGCUCUUUGAGAGAAAAAGGAUGCUCAGCUUUCAGGCCUGGAAACAGCUGCUCAGGACGGCCUUGGCCAAGCCUGGCUGAAACGUGGACCACGGCUUGCAGUUUGUUUAGCCCCUGGUAGCAGCUCUUUGAGGAGCAGAGCCCCCUUCUUCCUACUGGGCCCACAUCCACCAAGGCCAAGGCCAGCAGGGUCUUUUAAGGCACUUGUAGUGAAGGAAUGCAGAAAGUGCAGGGACCAGGAGAGCCAGAGCUUCCUCCAAGAGGGGCAGAGCUAGGAGUUACCCAAGUGUACCUUGGGCUCAGGCCUGCCUCCCCAGCAUGCAAAAGAACAUGGGUAGACCCUGACCACACAGUGAAGACGGGCCUGGGACUUUCAAGGUGAACUGCCCUUUAUGUAGCAAUGGCCUUGGGCUUGCUUAGGUCCCAACAGAUAUUUUGGUACCAGUAGACCGAGAUCCAGCCAGAGGCAGCCUCCUGUACCAGACUGGCAUUCAAGUGGACUCCUGCUUGGCAGGGCACUGAUUUCCUCCAUGAAGAUUUCAGAAGUAAAUUCCAGGUUGCUGUCUCUUGGAAGCCAGGUAAGCCACGUGGAAUGAGCAAGCGAUCCAUAGUCAUUCCAUCCGGAGCCUGAAAACACCCUCAGCCAAGGCAUCAGAAGCCACCCUGGGUUACCAUAUGGCAGGGGCUGACAGCCAGCUCUGUUGAGAAUGGGAGCAGGGAAUGCCCUCUUGGCUAGACCACCAGCUCUGGGCUUCCUCUGCCUAUACAGACCAUGAGGACUCCCCUCCUAAAACCUUCUGGGAAGGGUACAGGGCUGGUCAAGCUGUGGCCACAGCUCCCUGUUUGGCUUCGGGGAACAUGGAUUCCCCAGAUUCCAGUCAGCCAUCUUGGGGCAUAGAUGAAGUCCAUGUGGGAACAGAUGACAAGACACCACAGAGCAUCCUUGAUGCCUGUGAUGCUGACAGUAGCCACAACCACAGCAACGACUGGGCUGGGUAAAGUGGCUCCUUUUCACACCCCAAGAGCUGGGCUGAGCUUGUAUGCUAAGAACUGAAGUGAGAUGCAGCCUCAGCGGUGCAGGCAGUGAUGCCACAGCCUGCCAACACCCUGCCAGGCUAGAGAACAGAAGUCAAUACAUCAUUGAGGCCAGGCACUGCCUCACUCCUGGGCUUCUGUUUCCUCACUGCUAAACAGAUGGUCCGGAGUGAUCCCCAAACCUCCUACUUCAACAGCUGAGGAACAAUCCCACUCAUGUCUGUAUAGCUCUGGCUUACCUGGAACCCUCUGUUGCCCUCAUGGAGGACAAUUUGAGCCCAUCCAUCCCAGAAGUCCACAUUGUCAAGUGCCAAACGGAGGACCUCACCCACCCUAGACCUGGACCAGGUCCCUGAAAGCCACACGAGCCCUUCAGCCCAAAGCAACCCUGAAUCUCCUACCUGAACCUAUGCCAGCAUCCACCUCUCAAACUAGUUCCAGUCACUCUUCUCCCCAAC